ACGUCAAAUACCCUAACCUAACAUAAACUUAUAUGACUUAACCAAAACAAAAAAAGAUUGUAUGGUGGUUUAUAUAUUUUUUUAUGUAAAUCUAACUUAUUAAAGUGAAAACGGCAAAAAUUGUUGUAUUUUGAUAUCAAUUUAUCACCGAAUUGUACAAAUGGGUUCUCCCAAGCAUAAAGAAAACCUAACCAAACUUUCCUUAGAAGAACUUGAAGAAAUUUACGAACGGGAGAAAAAUAUACUUAAAAAUAAAAAAUUGGUUGACAAAUUGCCCGAUAAAGGAAAACAGUUGGAACAAAAGUUAAAGGAAAUUAAAAAAGAAAUUGAUGUCAAACGCUCACUUCAAGAUAUUGAAGGAAGUAUGAAAACAAUGAGUAUUGAUAGUACUAAAGAAUCUGUUUUAAAUGAAAAACAUGUACAACAUUUAUGUAAUAUGGAAAAAACUCCAGAAAAAGAAAGGUAUAAACCAUUUUCCACUCUUGCUCAUGAAGAUAAUAAAUCAAAAGAAAGACAUCAAAACCCAACACAAUUGAUCCCAUUAGCGGAAUCUAUAAGUUUAUUAGUAGAACAAGCAAAUACAUUGCCGAUUUCUGAUCCUAAAAUUGUAAUUGAGGGAGCCGAAAGUGAUGAAGAGGAAGACGAGGAACAGGAACGAGUUGUAUUAGAUAAUACACCUUUGUAAUUUUCAAAAAAACUCUAUUUAAAUAAAUUAACAAUUUUUAACAUUUUAUGAA
Tribolium madens (black flour beetle) is the source of this 737-nucleotide messenger RNA. RefSeq lists its product as uncharacterized. Gene Ontology annotation, cellular component: nucleus. The transcript is spliced from 3 exons. The coding region runs from base 161 to 685 and encodes 174 amino acids. Gene Ontology annotation, molecular function: transcription elongation factor activity. Gene Ontology annotation, biological process: transcription elongation by RNA polymerase II. The record is from RefSeq and is a predicted model, not a curated record. Lineage: Eukaryota; Metazoa; Arthropoda; Insecta; Coleoptera; Tenebrionidae.